Gekko japonicus is the source of this 463-nucleotide messenger RNA. RefSeq names its product NADH:ubiquinone oxidoreductase subunit B1 (gene NDUFB1). The coding region runs from base 176 to 352 and encodes 58 amino acids. The record is from RefSeq and is a predicted model, not a curated record. The transcript has 4 exons. Gene Ontology annotation, cellular component: mitochondrion. NCBI's taxonomy places the organism in Eukaryota, Metazoa, Chordata, Lepidosauria, Squamata, Gekkonidae.
GGGCUGUACCAUUAGCGCAUCUGAGAGGAGGGUAAGACUUUGAGGAGGAGCAGCACAUCCGCUCAUUGAGGCGAUUAAGUUUAUGCUUCACCGCGUACAGCGUGAAUGACGCAAAAGCCAAUGUAAAUUUCUACACAGCAUCCAGUCUGUGCUUUAUCCUACAACACCUGUAAUUAUGGUGAAUGUCAUCCAUUUUGUGCGAGAAUGGUGGCCCGUGACCUUGGUCCCCAUAGGCUUUAUGGUGGGAUGGUACUUUGACAGAAAGAAUGACGAGAAGCUGACAACUUUCAGGAACAAGAGCAAAUUGUUUCAAAGGGAAUUGAAACCUGGUGAAGAAGUUACAUGGAGAUAAUGAAUGACAGACUUAUAAAGCCGUGCAAUUAAACCUGUUUAUUAACAUAGUGAUGUCUUUGCAUCAUCAAAUAAACAAGAACUUCCCCCCCUUUUUUCUUCCUAGUGUAGA